CAUGCUCUAUUUGACUCCUUCACCAUCACUUAUUUCACCAUUCAACCAUCCAAUGAACAACAAAGACUCCAACAACAAUCCUCACUUAACCAAAAAGAAGUAUAAAGGAGUACGAAUGAGAAGCUGGGGCUCAUGGGUAUCCGAAAUCCGCGCACCAAAUCAAAAAACACGAAUAUGGUUAGGCUCACAUUCCACACCCGAGGCCGCAGCCCGAGCCUACGACGCCGCCCUUAUAUGCCUCAAAGGACCAUCAGCCAAUCUCAACUUCCCACAUCAUCAUUACCACCACCUUAUUAACUACUAUGACACGGCUAUGUCCCCUAAAUCAAUCCAGAGAGUGGCGGCUGCCACUGCAGCUGUUACAGAAGCUGCAGCCACUGCCGCCACUGAUGAUACUGACAUUGACAUCAGUACCAGUACCAGUAUUAGUACCACUGUCACGGGUUCAUCUAGUUCAUCAUCUAAUUUGUUUUUACCAACAAGUCCCGUAGUUGUUGAUGAAAUGAUGGUGGCUAGUGAUUGUUAUGAUUACGCGGCCCCCGCGUAUGAUCAACUGUGGUCUUGGUGUGACUCGGAAGUGCCUAUGUAUGAUGAUAUAAUGUACGAUGAAUCAAUGUUUGAUCCUUUGUGUUCUUUGGGGAUUCAAGAUGUUGUUGACGAAGAUGUUUACGACAUUCCUCUUUGGAGCUUCUGCUGAAUUUUUGGUGCUCAAGUUCCACAUGGGAGUUUAAUGAAUUUUGUGGAUUAAUUAUUUAAUUUAUUCUUUUGGUGAUCUUCAUAUUAAUAAGGAUCAUCAUUUACUUAUAAUAAUCUUUUGGAAAUUUAUUGUUAUUAAUGGUUAAUGUCCUAUUGUAUCUAUCUCUUAAUGUAAGCUUGACUUUAUCAAUUUAUAUUUAUAUUCUUUUAAUUUA
Messenger RNA from Helianthus annuus (common sunflower), 911 nucleotides. RefSeq names its product ethylene-responsive transcription factor ERF014. The transcript has a single exon. Gene Ontology annotation, biological process: regulation of DNA-templated transcription. Gene Ontology annotation, molecular function: DNA-binding transcription factor activity; DNA binding. NCBI's taxonomy places the organism in Eukaryota, Viridiplantae, Streptophyta, Magnoliopsida, Asterales, Asteraceae. The coding region runs from base 2 to 697 and encodes 231 amino acids. The record is from RefSeq and is a predicted model, not a curated record.